Molecule: messenger RNA, 1476 nt
Organism: Euleptes europaea (tarantolino)
Lineage: Eukaryota; Metazoa; Chordata; Lepidosauria; Squamata; Sphaerodactylidae
Gene: SMYD1
Product: SET and MYND domain containing 1
Exons: 10
Coding region: 1-1476 (491 amino acids)
Cellular component (GO): nucleus
Molecular function (GO): histone H3K4 methyltransferase activity; protein binding
Source: RefSeq, a predicted model, not a curated record
AUGCCCAAGGGAGGCCUGGAGACGGUGGAGCUCUUCACCUCGGAAGGCAAAGGCCGGGGCUUGAAGGCCGUGAAGGAACAGUGGGCAGGAGACGUCCUCUUUGCAGAACGAGCUUAUGCGGCUGUGGUUUUUGACAGCCUCACUCACCUCGUCUGUCACACUUGCUUCAAGCGGCAUGAGAAACUCCACCGUUGCGGCCAGUGCAAGUUUGCCCAUUACUGUGACCGGACCUGCCAGAAGGACGGCUGGGUGAGCCACAAGAACGAGUGCCAUGCCAUCAAGAGGCAUGGGAAGGCACCCAACGAGAACAUCCGGCUGGCUGCCCAAAUCCUGUGGAGAACAGAUAGAGAAGGAGGCGGGCUGACAGAGGGUGCUCUGGUCUCCAUCGAUGAGCUGCAGAACCACGUGGGACAUUUUGGAGAGGAGGAGAAGAAGGAGCUGAGGGUCGACCUGGAGAGCUUCCUGGAGUUCUGGCCGCCAGACGGCAAGCAGUUUGGCAUGCAGUACAUUUCUCACAUCCUGGGUGUGAUAAACUGCAACGGGUUCACCCUGAGUGACCAGAGGGGGCUGCAGGCGGUGGGUGUGGGCAUCUUCCCCAACCUCUGCAUGGUCAACCACGACUGCUGGCCCAACUGCUCCGUCAUCUUUAAUAACGGCAAUCAUGAGGCUGUAAGAUCAUUGUUCCACACCCAGAUGAGGAUAGAGCUACGUGCUCUGGGAAAAAUCUCCCCGGGGGAAGAGCUGACUGUUUCGUAUGUCGAUUUCCUCAAUGUCAGUGAAGAUAGGAGGCAACAGCUGAAGAAGCAGUACUAUUUCGACUGCACCUGCCGGCACUGCCAGGAAGGAAUCAAAGAUGACCUGAUGUUGGCUGUGAAAGAGGGAGAGGAGAAGCCUUCCCAGGAGAAAGUGAAAGAGAUCAUCCAGUUCUCCAAGGACACUCUGGAAAAGAUCAAUAAAGCUCGGUCAGAGGGGAUUUACCAUGAAGUUGUGAAGCUGUGUCGAGAGUGUUUGGCGAAGCAGGAGCCCGUUCUGGGAGACACAAACAUUUACCUGCUUCGGAUCCUCAGCAUCUUGUCUGAAGUGCUCUCUUACCUCCAGCUCAUCGAAGAAGCGGCUGGCUACUCUAAGCGCAUGGUAGAAGGUUACAUGAAACUUUAUCACCCCAACAAUGCACAACUUGGGAUGGCCCUGAUGAGAACCGGGGUGACGCAUUGGCACGCCGGCUUCAUUGAAGUGGGGCACGAGAUGCUCUGCAAGGCCUACGCCGUUCUCCUGGUGACGCAUGGCCCCUCCCACCCCAUCACCAAAGACCUGGAGGCCAUGAGAGUUCAGUCGGAGAUGGAACUGCGCAUGUUCCAGCAGAAUGAAUUUUUGUAUUACAAAAUGAGAGAAGCCGCUCUGCAGAACCAAAAGAUCCAGAUCAUGCCUGAGCCCACUAACGAGGUUUCGCCCGGCCUCUUCCAAAAGAAGCAAUAA